UUUCUCCAAAAAAAAAAAAAAAAAAAAAAGGAAUAUUAAAAUCCUGUGGCUCUAUAGGGCAACAACACAUUGAUAUAAGCGCGUAGUCACAUAUGUUGAACAUGCAUCUCCACACUCUACACCUGUUGUAUAAGUUGUGCAAAAACAGACAUGCAAAGCAGUGUAUAAACUAGGCAUGCAAUUGCAAGAUGAAACCCAAACCCAAACACAUCAUCACCUUUUUCAUCCUCUCCAUUCCUUGUCUCUUCCUCCUCCUCAAUGUCUUCAUCUCCCCCAAAACCACCCCGGGCCUCAAGAUCCGACCCGGAUACACCUCCUACGACGCCUACAUCCAGCGCCAGCUCAACAAAACCCUAAACCCCAAACUCCGCAAGAUAUGGACCACCCGUGACUGGGAGCGCAAGAUCCGAGUGUUCGCCGCCUUCUUCGAGGAUCUGAAGCGCAGCGGCCUCCUCUCCAACUCCUCGAGGGCGCUCUGCGUCGGGGCCAGAAUGGGGCAGGAGGUGGAGGCUCUCAGGCGGGUCGGGGUGUCCGACUCCGUGGGUCUGGAUCUCGUGCCGUCUCCGCCGCUGGUGGUGCGCGGGGAUUUCCACCGGCAGCCCUUCCGCGACGCCACAUUCGACUUCGAGUUUUCGAACGUGUUUGAUCACGCGCUCUAUCCGGACAAGUUCGUCGGGGAGAUCCAACGGACGCUGAGGCCCGGAGGGGUUUGCGUGCUCCACGUGGCGCUUUCUCGACGCUCCGAUAAGUACUCCGCCAACGACUUGUUUAGCGUUGACCCGCUCAAGAACCUGUUUAACAGAUCCCAUUUCCUUCGUCUUCGCGCCGUUGACGGCUUCGGCUUGGACACUGAGCUUGUUUUUCGAAAAAACCGUUAAUCAAUUUCCUAAAUUCCUAUAGCUUCUUUUCACCUACACUGUUAAAGUUUUAUUUAAUUCUUCAUUCUUUUUUCCUUGUCUGUCCAAACUUGUGUAGUAGCAAAGCCUAUCAGGUAAUUUACUAGUAUUCCUCAAUUAAACUCCAAUUACAACUAA
Molecule: messenger RNA, 1034 nt
Organism: Salvia miltiorrhiza (redroot sage)
Lineage: Eukaryota; Viridiplantae; Streptophyta; Magnoliopsida; Lamiales; Lamiaceae
Exons: 1
Coding region: 189-878 (229 amino acids)
Molecular function (GO): S-adenosylmethionine-dependent methyltransferase activity
Source: RefSeq, a predicted model, not a curated record